Molecule: messenger RNA, 1112 nt
Organism: Lotus japonicus
Lineage: Eukaryota; Viridiplantae; Streptophyta; Magnoliopsida; Fabales; Fabaceae
Product: spermidine synthase 1-like
Exons: 8
Coding region: 1-1059 (352 amino acids)
Biological process (GO): spermidine biosynthetic process
Cellular component (GO): cytosol
Molecular function (GO): spermidine synthase activity
Source: RefSeq, a predicted model, not a curated record
AUGGGCAAAGAAGCUAUUGUUGUUUCCCAAUAUCUUGAUGAGUCAAAAGUGCUAGACGAUAAUUUUGAUCAUAAAAUCCAAAGUCUUAUAACAUUAGGACCUGAUCAUGGAGAGGAGAAUCAUAAAGGAGGUGCUAAUGGCACAUAUGCGGCUCAAGGGUGGUAUGCUGAUGAACCGUGGCAUGGAGAAGCCCACAUGUAUAAGAUGGAAAAGAUCCUAUUCCAAGGGAAAUCAGAAUUUCAAGAGCUUCUUGUAUUUGAGUCAUCCAAUCAUGGCAAGGUUGCAAUUCUUGAUGGCUAUAUGCAGCUUACAGAGAGUGACGAAUUUGCUUACCAAGAAAUGCUCACUCACCUUGCACUCUGCUCCAUUCCAAAUCCAAAGAAGGUGUUGCUCGUGGGAGGGGGAGAUGGUGGAAUCCUUAGAGAAAUAUCCCGCCACGCAUCUGUUGAGCAUAUUGAUAUCUGUGAACUAGACAAAAUGGUGAUCGAUGCUUACAAGAAGUAUUUCCCAGAUAUUGCAAUUGGAUACAAGGAUCCUCGAGUGCAUGUUCAUAUUGGCGAUGGAAUUAAGUUCAUCAAUUGUACUCCUGAGGGAACUUAUGAUGCGAUUAUACUGGAUGCUUUCAAUCAAAUGGGACCUAUUGCAAAAGAGCUUGCAGAUAAUUGCUUCUUAGAAUCAGUAGCUAAGGCUCUUCGACCUGGUGGAGUGCUUUCUACUCCCGCAGACAGCUUGUGGCGUAAGAACUUUGUCAUUGCAGAUACCAUAGCAAAUUGCAAGAAGAUAUUCAAAGGCUCAGUUAACUAUGCUUGGACAACAGUCCCUGCAUAUGCAAGUGGGGUGAUUGGAUUCAUGCUUUGCUCCACAGAGGGGCCCCAAGUCAACUUCAAAUACCCAAUAAAUCCACUGAAUCCAGAGAAUUAUGGUGUAGCAAAGGGACCUCCAAAGUUCUAUAACUCAGAGGUAAUCCCUGAAACGAUUCUAGUUCAAGGAUUAACCUUUUUUUCUUCCUCUCUUACAGAAUGUUUGGAUCAACUUGUGUUUAAGCAUAAUCAAUUCUGAAACCAAAAGUUACACACAGAAGCAUCUCCCCAUAAUUGAUUCCGACUUCAUAA